AUUCAUACGUGAUUUCGCGAACAAACUUGUAGCUGGUUUGUAAUAAUACAUAUAUAUUUUUUGUAAAUCACAUUUUCUUAAUAUUUUGCCGUGCUAUAUUUUAUAUUACAACGCAAACGACACGCUAGGUGGCAGUGCGUGUACAAUUAACUUCGUACUCCAUUAGCGAAGAAGUGACCCGUGUGUUGUGUUGUGUUAAUAUCUUUCCUUUCGUAACAGCACUGAAAAAGUCCAAGAGCAGAAACCAGAAGUUUGUGCCAGAGCACCUCCACCAUGUACCACAACAGCUCCCAAAAGAAAUAUUGGACUUUCAAUAAAGAGGCCAACUUGGAUCAUUUGAGGCUCGAGUCUAAUCAAAAGUUUCGUGCCAAAGCUCUCAGUCUGCGAAAGCCUGGAAUAAGCGAGUCCAUGUUUCUCGAUCCCCAUGAAGAGAAAGUGCUCUUUAAGCACUAUGAGAAGAGGUUACUCGACUUCUGUACAGUGUUUAAGCCUGUGAUGCCAAAAUCAGUAGUGGGCACGGCUUGCAUGUAUUUCCGAAGAUUUUAUUUAAACAACUCUUUAAUGGAGUACCACCCGAGGACUAUAAUGCUGACUUGUGCAUACCUGUCCUGUAAGGUGGAUGAGUUUAAUGUUUCCAGCACUCAGUUUGUGGGGAAUCUUCAGGAAAAUCCAGCAGCUCAGGAGAAAGCUCUGGAGCAGAUCCUGGAGUACGAGCUACUUCUCAUCCAGCAGCUGAAUUUCCAUCUGGUCAUACACAACCCAUAUCGGCCGUUCGAAGGAUUUCUCAUAGACCUGAAAACAAGGUAUCCACUGUUGGAGAAUCCAGAAAUGUUGAGAAAAAGUGCAGAAGACUUCAUCAACAAAGCAGCAAUGACGGACGCAGGUCUUUUGUUCUCUCCAUCUCAGAUCGCCCUCACGGCUGUCCUCAACAGCGCAACACGAGCAGGCCUCAAAAUGGAAACGUAUCUUACAGAAUGCAUGGCUCUAAAAGAUGACAAGGAGACACUUUCCAAGAUGUACGAAGUAAUGAGACGAAUUGCUUCUCUCAUCAAGGAAUAUGAGCUUCCCAAACCUGAAGAAGUAAACGUUUGCAAACAGAAACUGGAACGGAUUCAUACAGAGUUCAUCAGCAACCCAAACUUAAAAAGAAAGCAUGGCUAUGAAGAUGAUGACCACGUCGUUAAAAAGCCCCUUGUUACUGAAGAGGAAUGGACCGAUGAAGACUUCGAUGUCUUGUAACAGGACGGGGACCAUCUUGUUUUUUUUUUUUAGAAUGUACAGAUUGGCUUAGUGAUUUCGUACAGAUAAAAGGAAGGUGAAGCCAGUGUGUAGUGUAUUGGCCACAGACUGCUACUUCAUGCUAGUUUGUAAAUACCUAGGCAAUAUUUGCCUGCUUGAGUUGUGUUGUCUUGUUUACCAAAAAUAAAAUACAAAUUUUGUA
Molecule: messenger RNA, 1441 nt
Organism: Silurus meridionalis
Lineage: Eukaryota; Metazoa; Chordata; Actinopteri; Siluriformes; Siluridae
Gene: ccnh
Product: cyclin H
Exons: 10
Coding region: 274-1239 (321 amino acids)
Biological process (GO): DNA-templated transcription; regulation of transcription by RNA polymerase II; regulation of cyclin-dependent protein serine/threonine kinase activity
Cellular component (GO): transcription factor TFIIK complex; nucleus
Molecular function (GO): cyclin-dependent protein serine/threonine kinase regulator activity
Source: RefSeq, a predicted model, not a curated record